AUGAAUAGAUUUGUGCCUCUACUCGAAAAGAAAGGGGCCACGGGGUUCAAGCAACGUGCAGCUCAGAGCCGUCCAGCAAAUGACCUAGACACUAUCAGAAAAUCCCCCAGUAUUGAUGUCGUUGCUUCACAAACUCAUGGACAAAAGCCUGAACUAGAUCUUGCGAUUCAGGUACCUCUAUAUGUCGCCCUGGUUAAGUUCCGCGCUCCUCAGGAGGUCAGCGAUGCUACUUUAGAUGGCGUAGGAAAGACGCUUGGCCAGCUCCGAAAGCUUGGAUUAAUCAGCAUCGUUGUGGUUGAAACUGGCAUCGCCGGAGAAAACGAGGCCCACCGAAGACAGACAGCUACUGUGCAAGCUAAUCGAAUCGCCACGGCGAUAGAUAACUACGAUGCACCUGGGGCACGGGUUAUUGAUUCGCCACUUACCAUCGAAGCCAUACCGGAAGAAGAUUCUUCACCAUUUACUUCGCGUGGUCUUUUUGUCGGAAAUGCUCACGACUUGAUGGCUGCAUUGCAAGAGGAGGUGAUUCCUAUCAUCUCCUCUUUCGGAUAUACUGCCGAUGACUGCGCUGUCAAGCCGGUUAGUGCCAACGAUGCCAUCUUAGCUUUGACGAGGCAAUUAUCAGGUCUCCAAUUCCUAGGUCAGCCGGUCGAAGACUCGAAGGUUAUACAGACAUCAAGGUCUGCCGAGGUGUAUCGACUCAUCGUCCUAGAUCCUCUCGGAGGAAUCCCUGCUAACAACCGGGCUACUGGAAGACACCUGUUUUUGAACCUAGAGCAUGAGUUCCAGGAGGUCCGAAAUGAUCUAACAGCGUCGACAUCUACAAACUCAAAUCUCUCAAGCUCGAAUCGUUCGCAGCACUUGGAAAAUGCAGAGUUAGCGAAGAAUGUCUUGUCCUUGCUACCACCAACUUCCUCCGCAGUUAUCACAACUCCCCAGGAAGUAGCAAACGAACGUUCCCCGGAGGAUAAUGCCAUUGACUGGGCGCUUGUUGGAACGAGACGGGGACAGAACCCGUUAAUACAUAGUCUCCUGACUGACAAGCCGAUCCAAUCUUCGUCAUUGCCGCCUGAACGCUUCAGACUCGUUACAUCUUCGACCGGAAUGGCUCAGAUAGGUUCAUUAACAACCUUGGCUAAACGCGGCAUGCCCUUAACCAUAUUCCCGGACCCUCGGGUUACUCCAUGGAAACCACCCCAGCCGGGACAAGGAAACCUGAACCUAACAGAUCCGUGUAUAGACCUGCCUAGGCUUGUGAACUUGAUUGAGGAUUCCUUCGGCAGGAAGCUCGAUGUAGAGGGUUAUUUAAAGAGGAUACACGGAAAUCUAGCCGGUAUAAUCAUUGCGGGGGAAUAUGAAGGCGGCGCUCUAUUGACUUGGGAGAAGCCUCCAGGGGUAGAAGGUUCCGGAGCAGAUGUUCCAAGCAGGCUCGUACCCUACCUAGACAAGUUUGCAGUCCUACGCAAGAGUCAGGGGGCAGGGGGGGUUAGCGAUAUCAUUUUUAACGCUAUGGUUCGAGACUGCUUUCCAAAUGGGGUCUGUUGGAGGAGUCGGAAAGAUAACCCUGUCAACAAAUGGUAUUUUGAGCGGUCCAGGGGCUCUCUAAAGCUAGGCGGCAUGAAUUGGACCAUGUUUUGGACGACUCCGGGCUUGGCUUUGGAUGAGCAGAGAUUUAAAGACUACGAAAGUGUCUGCCGGGGUAUCGAGCCGUCGUGGGCGGAUUAG
Molecule: messenger RNA, 1725 nt
Organism: Daldinia childiae
Lineage: Eukaryota; Fungi; Ascomycota; Sordariomycetes; Xylariales; Hypoxylaceae
Product: Amino-acid acetyltransferase, mitochondrial
Exons: 1
Coding region: 1-1725 (574 amino acids)
Biological process (GO): L-arginine biosynthetic process
Cellular component (GO): mitochondrial matrix
Molecular function (GO): arginine binding; L-glutamate N-acetyltransferase activity, acting on acetyl-CoA as donor
Source: RefSeq, a predicted model, not a curated record